AUAAAAACAUUUAAUGCAAUACGGUGAGAGUCAAAAUUUGGGGUAUUUUUGGGGUUAUGGGGCGGUGGAUGAUAUUAUUAUUUAUUAGUGCGGAGCCACUAAAUGAGACUAAAUAGAGAAAGAAGUCUAAUCUUCAAACAAAAGAUCAAUCAUCCAUGGAGAAGACAGCGUGGAGCUCUCUGCGUGUGCCCAGUGUUCAGCAGCUGGCGAAGGAGCCAAUCACUACAGUUCCACCACGAUAUGUUCGAACAGAUCAAGACCCUCCUUUCAUAUCCAAUGCCGCCUCUUUGCCACAGGUGCCUGUAAUCGACUUCCAAAAGUUGCAGACUGGAGACCUGAUGGAUUCUGAACUAGACAAGCUUCACCAGGCAUGCAAAGAAUGGGGUUUCUUUCAGUUGAUAAACCAUGGAGUGAGCAGUUCACUGGUGGAGAAACUGAAGGGAGAAACUCAGGAGUUUUUCGAUAUGCCAUUGGAGGAGAAGAAGAAGUACUGGCAAAGAGAAGGAGAGAUAGAAGGUUUUGGGCAGGCGUUUGUUGUGUCUGAGGAGCAGAAACUUGAUUGGGCUGACUUGUUCUUCGUGACCAGCCUCCCAAUUCAACUGAGGAAGCCACACCUAUUUCCGAAGCUCCCUCUCCCUUUCAGAGAAACAUUGGAAGCUUACUCAGUAGCACUAAGGGAUCUCGCCAUGAAAAUCCUAAACCAAAUGGCGAAAGCUCUGAGAAUGGAACCCAAGGAUAUGAACGAUUUGUUUGAAGGAGGGAUGCAGGGAAUAAGAGUUAACUACUAUCCUCCAUGUCCACAACCAGAGCUUGUCACCGGCCUCAAUCCUCACUCCGACGGCGGUGGCCUUACCAUCCUCCUCCAGCUCAACGAGAUGGAAGGCCUUCAGAUCAGGAAAGAUGGAAUGUGGGUUCCUGUUAAACCCCCACCAGACGCUUUUAUCGUCAACAUUGCAGACAUUUUAGAGGUUGUAACCAAUGGGAUUUACCGCAGCAUUGAGCAUCGAGCAGUGAUAAACUCGUUGAAAGAAAGACUCUCAAUUGCCACAUUUUACAGCCCCAGAAUAGACGGGGAUAUGGGUUUGGCACCGAGCCUUGUUACACCAGAGACCCCGGCCAAAUUUAAGAGAAUAAGUGUUGCAGACUACUUCCAUGGAUUCUUUUCCCUCAAACUGGAAGGAAAAUCGUACCUUGAUGUCUUGAGGGUUUGAAAUCAUGUCUCGUUCUACUUGAGAGUAAGUCAAACUGGUUUGUUAUGGGAAGCCUAAUUUGAGACGAAACAGAAGUUUCGUUCUAGGGUAAAUAAUCAGGCUACAUCCAUACCGACAUUUAUGAAUGCUGUGAUACAAAUGUACCACCUGGAUUAAUCUUCCGUUAAUAAACAAAGAAGACAUUGAAUA
This is a messenger RNA of Mangifera indica (mango), 1400 nucleotides long. Its product is annotated as protein SRG1-like. NCBI's taxonomy places the organism in Eukaryota, Viridiplantae, Streptophyta, Magnoliopsida, Sapindales, Anacardiaceae. The record is from RefSeq and is a predicted model, not a curated record. The transcript is spliced from 4 exons. Bases 156 to 1211 code for a protein of 351 amino acids.